AUGGAGAAAGAUGUGGUGGGGUAUAGAUUUCAACCAACGGAAGUGGAACUGAUAAACCAUUACCUGAAGAACAAGAAUCUUGGUAACUCAUCAUGGCUAGUCGACAAUGGGAUUAAAGAAAUCAACAUAUGUAGUUACGAACCAAUGUUUCUGCCUUCGUUAUCGAAGAUCGAAUCGAAGGAUCUUGCAUGGUACUUCUUCUCUCCGAAGGUGUACACGUCCGCGAAGAAGACGGACAUGAAGAGGACUACACGGUUUGGGUAUUGGAAAGUGACCGGUAAAGAUCGAAAAAUCAAGGAUAAGAGAGUGAAUGGUGUUGAGAUCGGGAUUAUGAAGCCACUUGCGUACCAUCAUGGUAGGUCUCCUAAUGGAGUUCGGACUCCUUGGGCUAUCAACGAGUAUCACAUCACUUGCUUGCCUAAUGAUCAGAACAAUUACGUUAUCUGCCUAGUAACAUAUAAUGGUGAAGACAGAAACUUGAGUGAGCCAAGUCACUCUUUGGCCUGUGAUUUGAACACUGUGGUUGAGCAGCAAGGUGGACUAGUUUUAUCUGAUUUGACAAAGUCGAUGGACAACGACAACUACGCUAACGUGCAGCAACAAGCUCCUUACUCAGCACAAGGCGACGAUGAUUUUUUGAGUGGAUUGAAACAUGUUAACCGCGGGCACGUCGAACAUUUGUUUUCCGAUCAAGAGAAUGUCUCUCCGUGUGAGGGAUUUAAUGCAAACAACUUUUUGUCAUUCGACAGCUACAACAACGGAUGGAAAAUUAAAUAUGAUGAGUUUUCGAGUGGACUGGUGGGUUCUAGCGGAGGGAAUGAUGAUGAAGAUGUGUUCCUUAAGCCAGAAGUCAAAGUGCAAGCCAACCACAACGAUCACAGGCCAAAUACAUCUUUGUCAGUGUUCAUUGUUGAUCGUAGCUGUGAUAGUAAUCGCGAUGCUGAAUCUAGAUCAAGUGAUCCAGACUCAAGCAAAGAUCUACAAACUUGGGAGUCUCAACUCACAUGCCGCACCAUACCAAAGAAACAAGAGGUGAAAGAAGGUAAGUUUAAAAUUGCUGUUGCAACUAUAGACAAGGCAGAGAAGAAGGGAUGGUUUAUUACAGAGGAUGCAAUGCACAUAAAAGGCAAGACUCCAAGAUAUAUCUAUCUUAUGAACAUGAUCAUUGGUUUCAUCCUCCUGGUUGCUCUCACUAGCAAAAUGUCAUAUCUGUUUUACUAA
Molecule: messenger RNA, 1221 nt
Organism: Microthlaspi erraticum
Lineage: Eukaryota; Viridiplantae; Streptophyta; Magnoliopsida; Brassicales; Brassicaceae
Source: the annotation of a GenBank genome assembly